GUCGCACCGACCGGUACAAGUAUAAUACUAUACGGUGCUCAAUAUAAAAAAAAAGUUAUACGUCAUAAACUUAUCAGAAAGCCGAGAAAUUGAUUCAUGAACAGUGAACACGCGAUAUUUCGAUUUUUAUUUGUUUACAAAUUAUAAAACCUACCCAAGUAAUUUGGAUAGUACCUAUUGUUCAACGUAGAAAAUAUUAGCGGAUAAUAACUAUUAUACAUUAUACAAUUAUUGUCGUCUCCGUCUUCAAGGAAUUAACACUGCUAACGAUAUUAUACCAGAAAUAUUGAAUCAUUUAAACAUGAGGAAAGAAAAAUAUUUCGUUAUUUUAACAUGUAUGAUUGGAAUGGCAACCUCUCAGUCCAGUAAUGGAUGCAAUACUCCAAAUUAUGAAAAUGGCGUAUGUAUCGACAUUAAGCGUUGUCCGAAGUUACUAACUCUAUUAGAAAAUCAAAGGCAAGUGCCGUCCGUUUUAGUCUUCCUUAAGAAAUCAUUUUGUGGAUUUGAAGGCAAAAGUACAAAAGUGUGUUGUCCUCUGGAAAAUAAUGUAGCACCGGUAGCACCGGUAGAAUCAACGGCGCCGGUAGCACCCGUAACAAUGGCAACAUCGGUAAAACCGAUCGCAUUGAACAACGGUGCGGCAAAAUUACCAUCGCAAACUAGGUGCGGAUUAACCAACGUCACCCGCAGUCGAAUUAUUGGAGGAGCCCCAGCAGAAUUAGGAGCUUGGCCUUGGAUGGCAGCCCUUGGCUAUCAGGGUACAAAUCGAAACAAUCGCGCUGUACAGUGGCUUUGCGGCGGCACGUUGAUAUCAAGUACACACGUGCUAACAGCUGCACAUUGCGUAUUCAAUAUUGCUGUAAAACUGACUACUGUACGAUUAGGUGAGUUGGAUUUGGAUCCUACGGUCGAAGACGGUGCGAGGCCGAUAGAUGUUCCAGUUGAUCGUAUCAUCAUACACUCGAGAUACCACCCACAAGAACUUACCAGCGACAUAGCAUUGGUGAAGUUAAAAAAUAAUGUUGCUUUUAAUGAAUUUAUACAACCCAUUUGUUUGCCAAUCACUCAAACUAUGAAAAACGUAGAUAUGUCGAGAAGUUUGCCAUUUGUUGCGGGUUGGGGUUCUACUCAACCUAACCCCAGUAUACCUCCCAGUUUUCCACCCACAACUGCUCUGAUGGAAGUUCAAGUUCCAAUGACAAGAACCGCGGAAUGUAAACAAGCAUAUUCAAAACAAACAGCUGUAAUUGAUGACAGAGUGUUAUGUGCUGGUUAUCCAGAGGGAGGAAAAGACUCAUGUCGGGGUGAUUCGGGAGGUCCAUUAAUGAUGCCAAAAGGAAAACAAUACUUUUUGAUGGGUAUAGUGUCUUACGGAUUAACAAUAUGUGGCCAACCAGGUUUCCCAGGUGUAUACACCAGAGUAUCUUCAUACACUGAUUGGAUUGUUGAGAAAAUAAACCAAAACUUAGACGCCCGAUUAAAAUAUAUAAAAUACGUYGCCCGUAGAACAAAAGAAAACCAUCAAUUCAGUUUUAUCAUGAGAAAAGAACAUUAUUUUAUUUUCAUGACAUUCAUACUCGGGAUGAAUACUGCACACCUCAACAAUGAAUGCAGUACGCCACACAAUGAAAAUGGCGUUUGUAUGGAUAUUAAGCGUUGUAAAAAGUUAAGAGAAUUACUGGAAAACCAGAGACACAUUCCGUCUGUCGUGGACUUUCUGAAGAAAUCCUUUUGUGGACACGAAACUGGAAUCACGAAAGUAUGCUGUCCUUUGGAAAAUACAUUUUUGAAUGACUCGAAACCGACUAGCGGGUCCACUGCUGGUGACAUCCUGACAUAUAAAUCAUCAAGAUUGCCAUCACAAGAAACAUGUGGAUACAGCAAUCCCAUCAACAAUCGAAUUUUCGGAGGGGGCCAAUCUAUAUUAGGUGCUUGGCCUUGGAUGGUAGCCAUGGGAUACCAAGAGGUUAAUGCUAGAAGUCAUGAAUUAUAUUGGUUAUGUGGUGGUACUUUGAUCACCARCACACAUGUAUUGACAGCAGCUCAAUGCGUGGCUAAUCGAAAGACUGUUAGGUUAACUGUGGCGCGCUUGGGGGAUUUGGAUUUGGAUUUCAACGUCAACGAUGGAGCAACGCCGUUAGAUGUUCCAAUUGAUUAUAUUAUCACGCACGAGAUGUACAACCCUCGAGAAAACACCAAUGACAUUGCAAUACUAAAAUUAAAAAAUAGUGUUUCCUAUGGUGAUUUUAUCCAACCAAUAUGCCUGCCAAUCCAAUUGGAUAUGAAAAAUGAGGAUAUGUCGAAACCUAUGCCAUUUGUUGCGGGCUGGGGUUCCACACAAGAACUGUUUUUCUCCAGCGAAACACGUAAUACUGUUUUGAUGGAAGUUCAAAUGCCAAUAAUGGACAUCUCAAAAUGUAAAGAAGCGUAUUCCGGUGGAUACAAUGUAAUUGACGACCGAGUUCUAUGCGCUGGAUACCAGGAAGGAGGAAAAGACUCUUGUGGGGGCGAUGCUGGAGGUCCUCUAAUGUGGCCAAAAGAUGGUCAUUACUAUUUAAUGGGAAUAGUUUCUUACGGAUUUAUAUCGUGCGGUGAACCAAAUCAACCGGGAGUAUACACCAGAGUUACCUCAUUCGUUGACUGGAUCAUUGAGAAAAUAAACAAUACCUAAUCGAAUUACCAACUUUAAUGAACUCUAAUUCAUAAACUCGUUUUAAAGAAACCUUUAAAGCAUAUCUAUAUAAUAUAUUGUGCGUAUAGAUUCGAUACGAUUAUACCACGUAAAUUUUAACUGUGGAAAGAUUUUUACCUAAGCUUAUUCCUAAUACAAAUUAUAUGUUUUAAUAAUUUUAAC
Messenger RNA from Diuraphis noxia (Russian wheat aphid), 2854 nucleotides. Its product is annotated as ovochymase-like. Gene Ontology annotation, molecular function: serine-type endopeptidase activity. The record is from RefSeq and is a predicted model, not a curated record. Gene Ontology annotation, biological process: proteolysis. Lineage: Eukaryota; Metazoa; Arthropoda; Insecta; Hemiptera; Aphididae.